GAAAAGGACAAAUAUGUCCGGUUUUGAAAAAAGUGAGGUGCGCCCAACAACUUUUCGAGGUGCGCAAGUUCAUCCUCAAAAAUUCAAUCCACAACCCCCAAGAGUCCCUAAACCCAAUAAGCAACAAACCAAGGGAUUCCGUUAUCGUAUCUAUCUUUUCUCUGUAUGAAUAAUGAAUGAAGCCAUGGAUGCAUAAUUAAAUCACCUAUUUGAUUCGUCCCCUUCAUCUUCUCCACACUGAACAUGACGUCAUCUCUCCCUCUAUCUCCUGAGAAGAGCGACUACCUCACGGCCGCCCUUGACGCUGCCCGCCCCUUCCUCCGAGGUGAGCUCGAGCGACUCGACGAGAAGCUACCCUCUCUGGUUGCCGUUCUGCGCUCCGUCGGAGCCGGAGAGUGCUGGCAUAAACACGGCAGUUUCCUCGAACAUCUGGUGGACAUUUACCGGAUACUCAAACUAUGGAAGGCUCCAGAUUCCGUCUGCCUCUGCGGCCUCUUCCACUCAGCCUACUCUAACUCUUACGUCAAUCUCGCGAUCUUCGACCCUUCAACUGGCCGCGACACCGUCCGAGGCCACGUCGGUGAUGAGGCGGAGCGGCUGAUACAUCUCUUCUGCGUAGUCCCUCGUCAACCCCUGAUCCACGACGAUCUCCUGUUCCAGUACACUGACGCGGAAAUCGUUGAGCACCUUAGACUUUCCGAGGCCUCUCUGAAGAACGCCAAGGAGAAGGGGAAGUUCAACGACGACGAGGCAUGGAGGAAGAAACUGCAAUCGGUGGUGCCGGCGGACGGGAUCCUCACUAAGCACAUCAAAUCGGGCGAUCCCGUCCUCCUUUCGAGAAGAGUGUUCGCGAUAUUCCUGCUAAUGACCAUGGCGGAUUUCAGCGAUCAGCUAUUCGUAUUUCAGGACGUACUGUUCGAGAACUCCGACGGCCGGCUCGAAUUCUCCGGUAACGAUGUCAGAUCCGGCUUGUGGCCAGGCGACGGGAAACCCGGACUCUGGAUGAAUUCAGUAUCGCGGAUGGGCGCAAUAUACAGCCUGAUCGUCCGAGAAGAAGAAAUCUACGUUGAACAGAGGAGAAUAACCGGUUUACCGGAAGAACCGGUCAGAGAUGAGCAUAUCGAGCUUGUGGUCCCUCCGGUGUUCAAUUUCUGCACGAAACUUCUCGACGCCGGAGACCAGAUACUGGCAAGGGAGCUGUACUGGGAGGCGGUGUGUGAUGGGCCGAAGAAAGGGUUAGAUUGGGCCGAACAACGGCUGAAGGAGAGCAUCGAGAAGAACCCAUUUGUGGGCGAGCCCCACGUUGUAUUGGGCCAGAUUUAUUUGAGCCUAGGGAGGUUCGAAGAGGGUGGGCUAGAAGCAGCGAAAGGGCUGACUCUGAUACUGGAGUGGGGCUCUCCUUGGGACAAGAGAAUGUCUUGGGAAGGUUGGAUUUCUUGGGCCAGAGUGUUGGUCAUGCGGGCCCGUGACAUGUCUUGGCCUGAAAAUGCAUGGGGCGUUCUUAACUUGGGCCUCGUUCGUUAAUUUGGCCACACCUCCGGUGCUAGUAGUGUGCUACUUCUGUUUUGAUAAUUCCUAUUCACAGCUCCAAAAUAUUACUGGCAGUCAUUUAAUUAAAUAAAAAUAAAUUAAAUUACCUUAAAUAUUUAAAUUACAGUUAUUAGAAAAACUGCCAUGCAAAGCGCAGGAGGCUUGAAGAAGGCAAGGCAAUUGAAAAAAAUUAUUCACAACCUUCUGUUUGCAAUCUUCCUAUUUAUCAAACUAGACAAACGAUCUGUGUGCCAUGCCGGGAGUAUGUUUACAGUAGAAUAAUAACUUGAUUAAAAUUAUAUUGUAUUAUGAUGAUAUAAAUCCUAGCUUAAUUAUGUUUUCAGCUCGUUGUAAACAAACCUUUUUAAUUAAUGAAUAAAAAAAUUACAACUAGAAAUAAGGCUCGUUCACUUAAAACGGGGGAAAACGUCUACUCCUGGUAAUUUACAAAAAAAAUAAAAAUAUAAAAUGAUUAAUUGAAUGGAUGCAUUAAAUGCAUAUGAAAUAAGUGUGUUGAUUAAUUUAUGUGAACUCUUCAUUCAAUAGACGUGUUGACUUUCAUCUAAAUUGACUGUUAUAAAUACUAUUCUUGAUGUAGUUUGUAGUUUGUAAACAUGAAUUUUUACAAAUGCGUCAGUUAUGGAAAUGUGCAUAUGCAUGUAAUUGCAACUGUAUAUAAUUACGUACUUCAUGAUUACUUGUUAAGAUUCUAGUGUAUGUGGUUAUUAUAAUAAUAAAUCUAAAGAUGAAUAAGUAUUACGGAGUAUAAAUGUUCUUUUAGGCCGUGUUUUCCAUUGCUUCACAAACGCACUUUUGGCU
This is a messenger RNA of Cuscuta europaea, 2349 nucleotides long. Lineage: Eukaryota; Viridiplantae; Streptophyta; Magnoliopsida; Solanales; Convolvulaceae. The record is from the annotation of a GenBank genome assembly.